Messenger RNA from Belonocnema kinseyi, 684 nucleotides. RefSeq lists its product as uncharacterized. The coding region runs from base 102 to 557 and encodes 151 amino acids. The record is from RefSeq and is a predicted model, not a curated record. The transcript is spliced from 3 exons. Lineage: Eukaryota; Metazoa; Arthropoda; Insecta; Hymenoptera; Cynipidae.
ACACUUUUAGUUUAACCUUACAAUGUGACAAUUAAAAAAUUAAAAUAGUAAAAAUUUCAAAACAACCUCUUCAAAUAAUUUCUAAUCAAGAUAGAUAAAAAAUGACAUGUGUUUAUGAUUUUUCACGAGGAAAUGGCACUGGAGUUGUAGAAGCUAUCGGAAAUUGGGGAUUUUCAAAUAGAGUAACCAGCAGUGGCAAUGAACUCCAAAGAGUAAAAAAUAUUUUUUCGCAAAUGGACCGUUUACGUGGCAAGAAACCAACGUUGUGUGUGAAAUACGAUUGUAGAAAUGAUCCUGAAGCUCGGCAUGUAAAACCAAGUCCUCACGAAUGUAAACCGGCCUGGACUUUUCCUUCCAAAAGGCCAUUAAUCACUUAUAGUUCAACUGCUGAAAUUAUGGUUCGAUCAAAUUUAACAGACUGUCUUCCUGACCUGGCUUACCCAAUGCCUGGUCGAAGUUACUACAUCCAGGGUUCGGAUAAAUGGUAUCGAAGAGGACCUGAUUGCUGUCCCCAGCCAAGUUGUUUGGCAACCCAGUGUCCAAGGCCUUACCAUUAAAUAGUUGAGCUCAAGACUUCAUCCGAAUACUCCAUCUUGUAAUUUCUGUUUUUCAUUAAUUAAAAAGAAAUUCAGCAAUCAUUUUUGAAAUAAAUGUUACCUAUAGGGACUUGUUAAAAAUUAAAUU